GUCAUCACGUAGUUUUUUUUUUCAUCUUGUAAACACGUGUAUGUACGGAGCAGUCAGUGUGUGUCUACGGAGAAUUUUCAGCGUCUAUAAACUAGUUUUCUAAAAUCCUUAAAAUGGCAAAAAGCCUCCGGAGUAAAUGGAAGAGGAAGAUGAGAGCAGAGAAGAGAAAGAAAAAUGCCCCUAAAGAGCUGGCCCGUCUGAAACAAGCUCUGAGUCUGGAUGUGAAAGGAGAAGCAGCGAUGAGCGACAUGCAGGAGAUCGCCACCGUGGUGCCGGCUGACAAGAUCAAGAAACAAGCUGAUGUUGAUAUGACAGAAACUAUGAGCGACGAUGGGAAAAUGGAUAUGGACAGCAAGCGCAGCAAGAAAACUCUGCUGAAUGAACAUGGACAGUAUCCUGCAUGGAUGAGCCAACGGCAGGCCAAGAAGAUGAAAGCCAAACGGACGACAAAGAAAGGUGGUCAGGGCAAGAAGAAGAAGGGUAUCGCCUGGUAGAAGCAAAGGAAACCAGAAAGAUCUUUGCUUUGCCUUAAAGACUUUAAACGCAGAAGCCUCUGAUUAUUUCAUGUAGUCUUUUAUACAUGAUAACUGUCGACUUCUGCUAUUGAAUCUCAUUCUCUCGGUGAACUACAAGGUUCAUGGUUGUGCCUCAGAGCCUGUUGUCGUUCUGUUUAUUCUUACAGAACAGCAGCUCCAUUUUGACGUCAAGACAAGUUUUAAGAAAAAAAUCUGUCUGGCUUCAAAGUGCAACAUAGCAACGGAGGUGUUAGACGUGUAUUCUCUGCUACAAGUUAAAUCAUUUUGUACUAAGAUUAAAGAAAUGUAUUACGGUCA
Messenger RNA from Thunnus maccoyii (southern bluefin tuna), 833 nucleotides. RefSeq names its product LLP homolog, long-term synaptic facilitation factor (gene llph). NCBI's taxonomy places the organism in Eukaryota, Metazoa, Chordata, Actinopteri, Scombriformes, Scombridae. Gene Ontology annotation, biological process: dendrite extension. The transcript has 3 exons. Gene Ontology annotation, molecular function: RNA binding. Gene Ontology annotation, cellular component: nucleolus. Bases 114 to 494 code for a protein of 126 amino acids. The record is from RefSeq and is a predicted model, not a curated record.